AAAUUUGUGGCUAAUUUUUUAUAGCAAAAAUAUCAAAUUUUAAUUUGUAAAUUUCUGCGCUGGAGAAACAGAGACGAAGAGAAAAUAAUGAAUUGAAUGCUUAAUUUCACCGCGUCUGCAUCUGGACUUCCAAAUCUCUCUCUUCCUCCGAUCAACGCAAGUCACACAAAUCGCAGAAAGCAGUAGCUGAACUGCGACAAAAUAUGGAGGUGGAAGGAGCACUGCCGAUGGACGACAAGGCCAAGCGAAUGAGAGAUCUGCUCUCCAGUUUCUACACUCCCGAUCAAUCCAUUCCUGGAUCGCCGCCGCACAACACUGUUUCUAGAUUCGCCACGCUCGACACCAUCAACACCACCUCAUUCGACGCAGAUCAGUACAUGAAUCUCCUCGUACAAAAGUCAAGCCUGGAGGGUCUUCUUCAGAAGCAUGUGGAAAUGGCUGCAGAGAUUAAAAAUCUAGACACUGACCUUCAAAUGUUGGUGUAUGAGAACUACAACAAAUUCAUCAGUGCAACAGAUACAAUAAAGAAGAUGAAAAAUAAUAUUGUUGGCAUGGAGACAAACAUGGAACAGCUUCUGGAAAAGAUAACAUCCGUGCAAUCUAGGAGCGAUGGAGUCAAUACUUCUCUUUUCGAAAAGAGAGAACAUAUAGAGAAGUUGCACCGCACACGCAAUCUGCUUCGAAAAGUUCAGUUUAUUUAUGAUCUACCUACAAGACUUCAGAAGUGUAUCAAGUCAGAGGCCUAUGCUGAUGCAGUAAAGUUUUAUACAGGGGCCACUCCAAUCUUCAAGGCAUAUGGGGAUUCUUCCUUUCUGGACUGUAAACGCGCUUCAGAAGAAGCGGUGUCAGUAAUUAUAAAAAACUUGCAGGGUUUAGUUUUCUCAGAUUCUGAAUCAAUACAAGCAAGAGCUGAGGCUGUCAUACUUCUUAAGAAGUUGGACUUUCCGGUUGAAAAUCUGAAGGUUAAAUUGUUUGAGAAGUUGAAGCAGUUUCUUGUGGACCUUGAUCUGGAAUACAAGGAGUUAACAAAUGUGCCCGUUAAUGUUGACGAGUCUACUAACCCAAAUUCUGCUUCUACUACCACACAUGAGGCAUCAGUUCAUGAAUUUGCGGAAGCCAUUCGGGCUUAUAAAGCUAUAUUCUUGCAUUCGGAACCACAGCUAUGUAAUCUCGGACAAGACCUCGUUAAGAAGCAUUUUGAAGCUAUUAAUCAACAAAUCAAGAAGCAUGUCCGAUCUGCAGAUCUUUUGGCAAUGCUCCGCAUUAUCUGGACUGAUGUGCUUCUUAUGGAUGAAGUGCUACCUGAAGCUUCCCUGCCAGAUUUUGCUUUGCAGCAUGCUCGUGUUGCCAUCAAAGAUUACACCUGCAGCACAUUUAGUCGGCUUUUGAUGAAUAUCGCAGACACCCUAAAGAAAUACCAAUUUACAGUAAAAGAAGAGAUGGAGGAAGAGUAUCCGUUGCGUGCAGCCCUUGAAGCCAGCAAAAAGUCAGUGAUCCAAGGCAGUAUGGAUGCCUUAAUGGACUUCAGGCUGCUGCUUGAUGAAAACCCAGAGUUACUGCUCAAGUUGAGAGACUUAACAAUCGGCUGGGUCAAUGAAGGGUUCCAAGGUUUCUUCAGAAAGCUUGAUGGCUAUUUCCUCUUGCUCUCCGGAAAGAAAAUUACAGCAUUUCAAGAUGUUCAUUUGAUAGAGGAGACGCAAGGAGAAAAAAUAUCUGCUGGGCUUGUUCUUGUACUAGCACAGUUAACUCUUUAUAUCGAACAAACUGCCAUCCCCAGAAUCACAGAGGAACUAGCUUCACUUUCUGCUGGUGGUGGGGUCCUUGGCCUCGCAACUGAUCCCGCUGAAAUUUGUCGCAUCUUUCGGUCAUCUGGGGAAAGUUUCUUGCACCUUUACAUAAAGAUGAGAACUCAGAAAAUAUCAGUUCUAUUGAAGAAGAGGUUUGCAGCCCCAAAUUGGGUGAAGCAUAAAGAACCCAGAGAAGUGCAUAUGUUUGUGGAUUUACUUCGGCAAGAGCUCGAUGAAAUAAGGUCUGAAGUAAAGCAAAUUCUGCCCGAGGGCGUCACUCACAAGCAUCGUCGUAACAAUAGCAAUGGAAGCACUACUUCUUCACGCAGCAAUCCUCUGAGGGAUGACCGACUACUGACCAGGUCAAAUACUCAGAAGGCUAGAAGCCAGCUUCUGGAGAGCCAUCUAGCAAAAUUGUUUAAGCAAAAGAUGGAAAUCUUCACAAAAGUCGAGCACACACAGGAAUCUGUCGUAACAACAAUAGUUAAACUUUCCUUGAAGAGCUUCCAAGAGUUUGUCAGGCUCCAAACCUUUAACCGAAGCGGAUUUCAACAGAUUCAAUUGGACAUUCACUUUUUGAGGACUACUUUAAAGGACAUAACUGAAGAUGAAGCUGCUGUUGAUUUCUUGCUAGAUGAGGUGAUAGUAAGCAGUGCAGAACGCUGUCUGGAUGCAAAUCCUCUGGAGCCUCCUGUGAUGGACAGACUAGUUCAAGCAAAGCUAGCAAAGACUUCCGAGCAAGGUGGAGAUGAAAAAUCAAAGUAGGAAAGUAACACGAGCCCUCUGCUGUUGGUUCUACUACGUGAAGACUUGAGAUUUUUUUGUAAAUGAGUCACACCGGGCUAUUCCCGGCCGAGGCCAUAGAAAGAUUAUAGGCAGCUCAGAUGGUUGUCGGAGGAGUGGGGAUGUCGUUUCUACAUUUGAGAAAAAACCAGUUUUUGUAAGCCUUUGGGAUCUUUAUCCUAUCUGAUAUGAAUGUGAUGUAGCAAAAUCAGCUGAUAACAGAAUCACUUGUUACUAAUCAUGGAAUCACUCCAUUGAUCCAGUCACUUGCUUGAAGAGAGACUCACGCUUUAAUUAA
This is a messenger RNA of Salvia hispanica, 2868 nucleotides long. Its product is annotated as Vps51/Vps67 family (components of vesicular transport) protein. The record is from RefSeq and is a predicted model, not a curated record. Gene Ontology annotation, biological process: Golgi organization; retrograde transport, endosome to Golgi; lysosomal transport. Lineage: Eukaryota; Viridiplantae; Streptophyta; Magnoliopsida; Lamiales; Lamiaceae. Gene Ontology annotation, cellular component: EARP complex; GARP complex; membrane.